Molecule: messenger RNA, 9095 nt
Organism: Nerophis ophidion (straightnose pipefish)
Lineage: Eukaryota; Metazoa; Chordata; Actinopteri; Syngnathiformes; Syngnathidae
Gene: ppap2d
Product: phosphatidic acid phosphatase type 2D
Exons: 7
Coding region: 138-1823 (561 amino acids)
Biological process (GO): phospholipid metabolic process; signal transduction; phospholipid dephosphorylation
Molecular function (GO): phosphatidate phosphatase activity
Source: RefSeq, a predicted model, not a curated record
ACUGACAGCCAGGGGGCCGCGGAGGGCAAGGAGAACGGGGCUGGGAAGCACUUCCUCGGCCAGGCUGGGGACGACGAGGAGGAGGAGGAGAGCUCCAUCUGCACCAAGAGGAAGAUGCUCGUCGGUCUGGAUGUAAUAUGUCUGUGUGUCGCCUCCAUCCCAUUCUUUGCGUGCGAGCUGAAGGCGGUGACGCCGUACAGACGGGGAUUCUUCUGCGGGGACGCCAGCAUCACGUAUCCCUACGUGGAGAGGGAGGCUAUCCCGGACGGCCUGCUCAUCGCCGGGGGGAUCGCCAUCACCGGCCUCACGAUCGCACUGGGCGAGUGUUACCGGGUGCGUUUCCGAGGCGUGCGUUCACGGGCGUUCGUGCCCAACCGCUACGUGUCGUGUUUGUACAAGGAGCUGGGCAGCUUCCUGUUCGGCUGCUGCGUGGGCCAAUCGCUCACCAACAUGGCCAAGCUCAGCGUGGGACGCCUGCGGCCCAACUUCCUGUCGGUGUGCAACAUCACCUAUGCCUCCCUGGGCUGCACGCCGGGCAGCUACGUGUCCCAGGUCACCUGCCGGCAGCCCAGCCAGAAGAUGGUGGAGGAGGCCAGGAAGUCCUUCUUUUCCGGCCACGCCUCCUUCGCCAUGUACACCAUGCUCUAUCUAGCGUUCUACCUGCAGGCCCGCCUGUCUUGGCGAGGGGCCCGGCUGCUGCGGCCCCUGGUCCAGUUCAUCCUGGUGAUGAUCGCCAUCUACACCGGCCUCAGCCGCAUCUCCGACUACCGCCACCACCCCACCGACGUCCUCACGGGCUUCCUGCAGGGCGGCCUCACCGCAUACUGGGUGGCCUUCUACAUCUCCUCCAUGUUCAAGCCCGGCACCCGUCCACACCUGACCCCCACCAGCAUGUCCCUGGAGAGUCCUCUGUCCAGCCAGCAGACUGUUUGUUAGCCCGGGGACUCCCAAGACCACGGACACCACCCACGUCCAAGUCUCCCCAGACCACGGACACCACACACGUCCAAGUCUCCCCAGACCACGGACACUACCCACGUCCAAGUCUCCCAAGACCACGGACACCACUCACGUCAAAGUCUCCCAAGACCACGGACACCACUCACGUCAAAGUCUCCCCAGACCACGGACACCACUCACGUCCAAGUCUCCCAAGACCACGGACAGCACCCACAUCCAAGCCUCCCAAGACCACGGACACCACCCACGUCCAAGUCUCCCCAGACCACGGACACCACCCACGUCCAAGUCUCCCCAGACCACGGACACCACUCACGUCAAAGUCUCCCAAGACCACGGACACCACUCACGUCAAAGUCUCCCAAGACCACGGACAGCACCCACGUCCAAGCCUCCCAAGACCACGGACACCACUCACGUCCAAGUCUCCCCAGACCACGGACACCACUCACGUCCAAGUCUCCCAAGACCACGGACAGCACCCACAUCCAAGCCUCCCAAGACCACGGACACCACCCACGUCCAAGUCUCCCCAGACCACGGACAGCACCCAAGUCCAAGUCUCCCCAGACCACGGACACCACUCACGUCAAAGUCUCCCAAGACCACGGACACCACCCACGUCCAAGUCUCCCCAGACCACGGACACCACUCACGUCCAAGCCUCCCAAGACCACGGACACCACUCACGUCCAAGUCUCCCCAGACCACGGACACCACUCACGUCCAAGUCUCCCCAGACCACGGACAGCACCCACGUCCAGGUCUCCCCAGACCACGGACAGCACCCACGUCCAAGUCUCCAUGCUCGCCACCCGGAGACCUUUAUGGAAUUUUUUUUGUUUCCACCAGAAAGGGAAUAGUUCCCAGGAGACGACGGAGUACUAUCUAGCACACAAUCAGUGGAAACACGAGAAGCACAUUUGACCUGAAAAGUGGAAGCCGUCCAGUGAUAUUAUAUUAUAGAUUCUUUUUAAUGAAAUAUGUAAAAAUGUUGAAAAAAAAAAACAAAGUAUAUUUUCCAGAUGAUUAUUAGAUGCUGCUAAUAUUGAUAGUUAAACACCUUUUGUUUUUGUCUGCGGUGGAGAGUCCAGUCUGCCGUCCAAGCCUGACCUUGGCUUAUAAAAGCUUCCGUACAGUCCUGGUCAAAAGUGGACACACAACAUGGCUGUCUUCACUUUCCACUCAUUUCUACAACUUUUAUUUUCUUGUCAUAGACUGAUUGGAGCACAUACUUUGGCUAAAUGUGUUGGGUUUUCUGACAUGGACUUGUUUCUUCAGCAUUGUCCACACGUUUACAUCAGCACUGUUAUGGGGUUGGAGGCAGGGAGUUGUGACGGCACAGUCCUACAAGGGGGAGGCCAUACUAAAACCUUCCUUCUAGCCUGAUUUAACCAUUCCUUCACCACUUUUGACGUGUGUUUGGGGUCCUUGUCCUGUUGGAACACCAAACUGCGCCCAAGACCCUGACGAUUUUGCUUGUCCUGAACACUUUUCCAUUGUCCCAUUUCCUCUCUGUAAAGCAGCAGUCCCAUUGGCAGCAAAACAGGCCCAGAGCAUAAUACUACCACCACCAUGCUUGGCGGUAGGUCUGAUGUUCCUGGGAUUAAAGGCCUCACCUUUUCUCCGCCAAACAGCUCCAUUUUUGUGUCAUCUGACCACAGAACUUUCCUCCAGAAGGUCUUAUCUUUUUCCAUGUGGUGUCAGAUGACACAAACAUGGAGCUGUUGGGCCACAAUACCCAGCAAUAUGUUUGAAGGAGAAAAGGUGAGGUCUUUAAUCCCAGGAACACCAUUCCUACCGCCAAGCAUGGUGGUAGUGUUAUGCUCUGGGCCUGUAUUGGAAACUCAAGACAGCCAUGACAUUUUGUUCUCUACAAGUCUAUGUCCACUUUUGACCGUGUAGAUGACACCAGGCCAAAAUCCUGCCCAAAGCAUAUUGUUACUUUAAUCCCAGGAACACCAUUCCUACCGCCAAGCAUGGUGGUGCUAGUAUUAUGCUCCAAGCCCAUUUUAGAAAGUCAAGACAGCCAUGACCUGAUGUUCUCUACAAGUCUAUGUCCACUUUUGACCAUAUCGAUGACACCGGGCCACAAAACCUGCCCGAUGCACCACCGCGCUAGUGACUCCGCCUCCCACCGCAAUAACACCGACUAAAAAACAACAACAUAUACUGUCUUUUAUAUCUCUUUCCGUACUAACCACUGUGAUGGCGUCUCAGGGGCGGAGGUUUGACUGAAUUUUUUUUGUAACUCUCGCCACCCAGACGCCGACCUCUGAGCUGCACCUGGUCUGAGUCUUUAACUAGUAGCACUUCUUACCUUACGGAACCUUCCAGUUAUAAUCCACAGUGUCUAUUUGAGCACCAGUUGGAAAGAAAAACGGACUAACCGGUGUUUAUUUUGUGUCCGGUCCAUCGUGUUUAGGAGCAGUCGUCCUGAAAAGAGGAAAAUGCACAAAAAUGUUGAAAUAUUAUGAGAAUAAAGUUGUAAGGAUUCAAAAAAAUAUAUAUAAAAUAUACUUAAAAUUUCCACAAGGGUUUUUACCAAAUAUUUCAUGGUAAUGCCUGAUAAAAAUAUAUUUAAAUAUAGUGUCAUUAUUUGAUUUUAAUUCAAUAAAAUUGCUACCAUGAGACUAAAGUCGGAAUAACUAUCUCAAUGGAUUGAGAAUAAUUUUAUAAAAUUUAGCAGGAAACAAUUGUAAUAUAUAUAUAAAAAAUAAAAAAACCCACUAUAUUCUAUUUGUUUUUUCUUAAAUCAUUUAUUCAGAAGCAAACACAAGUUAAGUAGAAUUAUCUGAUAGAAAUCCAAAUAGAGAGGAGCUCUUCUACUCUUCUAUAUAAGAGUUUAGACUAAUUAGGACUUAAGUCUGGUAAAUAACUUUUAAACAAUUUGUGUGAAUAUGACUUCACUUCUGAGCUUAAAUGAGGAAAAAGACAAGAAAAAUCCACAAAAAUGUUGAAAUAUGAGAAUAAAAUUGUAAGACUUUUUUUUUAAAUAUAAAAUAUACUUAAAAUUUACAGAAGGGUUUUUACCAAAUAUUUCAUGGUAAUAUCUGAUAAAGAUAUCUUUGAAUAUAGUGUAUUUUAUUUGAUAUUAAUUCAGUAAAAUUUCUACCAUGAGAAUAAAGACAGAAUAACCAUCUUAAAAGAUUGAGAAUACAAUUUUAAAUUUAGCAGGAAACAAUUGUGAAAUAAAAAAAAAAAACAUUUUAAAAUAAAAAAUGUUUUGUUUUUUAGAAUCAUUUAUUUAAAAGUGUUUUGAACACAUGUUAAAUAGAAUUAUCUGAACAAUGCACGGCAGGUCUAAAUAGAGAGGAGCUCCUCUAGAAAGGAGUUUAGACUAAUUAGGACUUAAGUCUGGUAGAUGACAACUUUUAUAAAAUUUUUGUGAAUAUUAUGACUUCACUUCUGAGCUUAAAUGAGGAAAAAGACAAACAAGAAAAAUGCACAAAAAUGUUGAAAUAUGAGAAUAAAAUUGUAAGACUUUUUUUUUUUUAAUAUAAAAUAUACUUAAAAUUUACAGAAAGGUUUUUACCAAAUAUUUCAUGGUAAUACCUGAUAAAAAUAUCUUUGAAUAUAGUGUCUUUAUAUGAUAUUAAUUCAGUAAAAUUCAGAAUAAAGACAGAAUAACCAUCUUAAAAGAUUGAGAAUACAAUUUUAAAUUUAGCAGGAAACAAUUGUGGAAUAAAAAAACAAAACAUUUUAAAAUACAUUUUCCAUUUUCUAUUUGUUUUUUAGAAUCAUUUAUUUAAAAGUGUUUUGAACACAUGUUAAAUAGAAUUAUCUGAACAAUGCACGGCAGGUCUAAAUAGAGAGGAGCUCCUCUAGAAAGGACUUUAGACUAAUUAGGACUUAAGUCUGGUAAAUGACAACUUUUAUACAACUUGUGUGAAUAUUAUGACUUCACUUCUGAGCUUAAAUGAGGAAAAAGACAAACAAGAAAAAUGCACAAAAAUGUUGAAAUAUGAGAAUAAAAUUGUAAUACUUUUUUUUUUUAAUAUAAAAUAUACUUAAAAUUUACAGAAGGGUUUUUACCAAAUAUUUCAUGGUAAUACCUGAUAAAGAUAUCUUUGAAUAUAGUGCAUUUAUUUGAUAUUAAUUCCGUAAAAUUGCUACCAUGAGAAUAAAGACAGAAUAACCAUCUUAAAAGAUUGAGAAUACAAUUUUAAAUUUAGCAGGAAACAAUUGUGGAAUAAAAAAACAAAACAUUUUAAAAUACAUUUUCCAUUUUUUUGAAUCAUUUAUUUAAAAGUGUUUUGAACACAUGUUAAAUAGAAUUAUCUGAACAAUGCACGGCAGGUCUAAAUAGAGAGGAGCUCCUCUAGAAAGGACUUUAGACUAAUUAGGACUUAAGUCUGGUAAAUGACAACUUUUAAACAAUUUGUGUGAAUAUUAUGACUUCACUUCUGAAUUUAAAUGAGGAAAAAGACAACAAAAAUGCACAGAAAUGUUGAAAUAUGAGAAUAAAAUUGUAAGACUUUUUUUUUUUAAAUAUAAAAUAUACUUAAAAUUUACAGAAGGGUUUUUACCAAAUAUUUCAUGGUAAUACCUGAUAAAAAUAUCUUUGAAUAUAGUGUCUUUAUUUGAUAUUAAUUCAGUAAAAUUGCUACCAUGAGAAUAAAGUCAGAAUAACCAUUUUAAAAUAUUGAGAAUACAAUUUUAAAUUUAGCAGGAAACAAUUGUGGAAUAAAAAAAACAAAACAUUUUAAAAUACAUUUUUGUUUUGUUUUUUAGAAUCAUUUAUUUAAAAGUGUUUUGAACACAUGUCAAAUAGAAUUAUCUGAACAAUCCACGGCAGGUCUAAAUAGAGAGGAGCUCCUCUAGAAAGGAGUUUAGACUAAUUAGGACUUAAGUCUGGUAAAUGACAACUUUUAUACAACUUGUGUGAAUAUUAUGACUUCACUUCUGAGCUUAAAUGAGGAAAAAGACAAACAAGAAAAAUGCACAAAAAUGUUGAAAUAUGAGAAUAAAAUUGUAAGACUUUUUUUUUUUUAAAUAUAAAAUAUACUUAAAAUUUACAGAAGGGUUUUUACCAAAUAUUUCAUGGUAAUACCUGAUAAAAAUAUAUUUGAAUAUAGUGUCUUUAUUUGAUAUUAAUUCAGUAAAAUUGCUACCAUGAGAACAAAGACAGAAUAACCAUCUUAAAAGAUUGGGAAUACAAUUUUAAAUUUAGCAGGAAACAAUUGUGAAAUAAAAAAAAAAACAUUUUAAAAUAAAAAUGUUUUUGUUUUUUAGAAUCAUUUAUUUAAAAGUGUUUUGAACACAUGUUAAAUAGAAUUAUCUAAUCAAUGCACGGCAGGUCUAAAUAGAGAGGAGCUCCUCUAGAAAUGACUUUAGACUAAUUAGGACUUAAGUCUGGUAGAUGACAACUUUUAUACAAUUUGUGUGAAUAUUAUGACUUCACUUCUGAGCUUAAAUGAGGAAAAAGACAAACAAGAAAAAUGCACAAAAAUGUUGAAAUAUGAGAAUAAAAUUGUAAGACUUUUUUUUUUUUUAAUAUAAAAUAUACUUAAAAUUUACAGAAGGGUUUUUACCAAAUAUUUGAUGGUAAUACCUGAUAAAAAUAUAUUUGAAUAUAGUGUCUUUAUUUGAUAUUAAUUCAGUAAAAUUGCUACCAUGAGAAUAAAGACAGAAUAACCAUCUUAAAAGAGUGAGAAUACAAUUUUAAAUUUAGCAGGAAACAAUUGUGGAAUAAAAAAAAAAAAACAUUUUAAAAUACAUUUUUGUUUUGUUUUUUAGAAUCAUUUAUUUAAAAGUGUUUUGAACACAUGUUAAAUAGAAUUAUCUGAACAAUGCAAGGCAGGUCUAAAUAGAGAGGAGCUCCUCUAGAAAGGACUUUAGACUAAUUAGGACUUAAGUCUGGUAAAUGACAACUUUUAAACAAUUUGUGUGAAUAUUAUGACUUCACUUCUGAGCUUAAAUGAGGAAAAAGACAAACAAGAAAAAUGCACAAAAAUGUUGAAAUAUGAGAAUAAAAUUGUAAGACUUUUUUUUUUUUAAAUAUAAAAUAUACUUAAAAUUUACAGAAGGGUUUUUACCAAAUAUUUCAUGGUAAUACUUGAUAAAAAUAUCUUUGAAUAUAGUGUGAUUAUUUGAUAUUAAUUCAGUAAAAUUGCUACCAUGGGAAUAAAGACAGAAUACAAUUUUAAAUUUAGCAGGAAACAAUUGUGAUAUAAAAAAAAAAACAUUUUAAAAUACAUUUUCCAUUUUUUAUUUGUUUUUUAGAAUAAUUUAUUUAAAAGUGUUUUGAACACAUGUUAAAUAGAAUUAUCUAAUCAAUGCACGGCAGGUCUAAAUAGAGAGGAGCUCCUCUAGAAAGGACUUUAGACUAAUUAGGACUUAAGUCUGGUAAAUGACAACUUUUAUACAACUUGUGUGAAUAUUAUGACUUCACUUCUGAGCUUAAAUGAGGAAAAAGACAAACAAGAAAAAUGCACAAAAAUGUUGAAAUAUGAGAAUAAAAUUGUAAGACUUUUUUUUUUUAAAUAUAAAAUAUACUUAAAAUUUACAGAAAGUUUUUUACCAAAUAUUUCAUGGUAAUACCUGAUAAAAAAAUAUAUUUGAAUAUAGUGCAUUUAUUUGAUAUUAAUUCAGUAAAAUUCAGAAUAAAGACAGAAUAACCAUCUUAAAAGAUUGAGAAUACAAUUUUAAAUUUAGCAGGAAUUAAUUCUGAUAUAAAAAACAAAAACAUUUUAAAAUACAUUUUCCAUUUUUUAUUUGUUUUUUAGAAUCAUUUAUUUAAAAGUGUUUUGAACACAUAUUAAAUAGAAUUAUCUGAACAAUGCACGGCAGGUUUAAAUAGAGAGGAGCUCCUCUAGAAAGGACUUUAGACUAAUUAGGACUUAAGUCUGGUAAAUGACAACUUUUAUACAACUUGUGUGAAUAUUAUGACUUCACUUCUGAGCUUAAAAGAGGAUAAAGACAAACAAGAAAAAUGCACAAAAAUGUUAAAAUAUUAUGAGAAUAAAGUUAUAUAUAUACUUGAAAUUUACAUAAGGGUUUUUACCAUUUAUUUCAUGGUAAUACCUGAUAAAAAUAUAUUUGGAAUAUAAUGUCUUUAUUUGAUAUUAACUCAGUAAAAUUGCUACCAUGAGAAUAAAGACAGAAUAUCCAUCUUAAAGGAUUGAAAACACAUUUUAAAAUUUAGCAGGAAUCAAUUGCAAUAUUUAAAAAAAACACUUUUAAACCAACAAUCCAUAUUAAUAUUUUUUUUUAAAUAAUUUAUUCAGAAGUGAACACAUGUUGAAUAGAAUAAUCUGAUUAAUAAAUGAACAGUGUGUUUAGAAAUAGACUAAUUAAGACUUUAGUUUGGUAAAUGACAACUUUUAUACAACUUCUGAACUUAAAUGAGAAUAAAGACAAACAAUAAAGAUGCCCAAAAAUGUUGAAAUAUGAGAAUGAAGUUGUAUGUCAUUUAAAAAAAUAUAUAAAUAUAUACUUAACAUUUUUACCAAAUGGUAAUACCUGAUAAAAUAUGUGAGUACUUUAAAGAUUUGAUAUUAAUUCAGUGGAAUGGCUCUCAUGAGAAUAAAGUGAGAAUAAUUAUCUCAAUGGAUUGAGAAUACUUUUUUAAAUUUAUCAGGAAAAAACAUUUUAAAAUCAAUGUUCUAUAUUUAAAAAAAAUAAAUAAAAUGUAAUCCUUUAUUCAGACGUGUUUUGAACAAUUGUUGAAUAAUGAUCUGAUUAAUAUACGGCAGUUUUUAGACAUAGACUAAUUACAUAACAACUUUUAUACAACUUGUGUGAAUAUUAUGACUUCACUUCUGAGCGUUUUCUUCAAUUGUCACCUUCUUCUCUGUUCAGAUUGCCUGGUCGCCAUGACGAUUGCUCCAACUGAAUGUAAAUAGCGUUUGAUCAACCACACUUUGGCCGCUGUUAUUUAGUACAAAUGCUGGCGUUGUCUGAGUGUGUGUCCUGCAGGUACGGAGUGUGUGUGUGUGUGUGUGUGUGUGUGUGUGUGUGUGUGUGUGUGUGUGUGUCCUAACCAGACUGAGCCAUGGAUUGUCAAAACUAUUGUUGUUGUUGUUGUGUUCCCACGUAUUGUUUAUUUUGUCUGUGAACGCCCGAAUGGCACAAAUAACCACUGUACUCGGAAAAAAAAAACAACCAAACCAAUAAAAUGAAUGUUGAAUGUU